Molecule: messenger RNA, 2336 nt
Organism: Juglans microcarpa x Juglans regia
Lineage: Eukaryota; Viridiplantae; Streptophyta; Magnoliopsida; Fagales; Juglandaceae
Product: adagio protein 3
Exons: 2
Coding region: 90-1988 (632 amino acids)
Biological process (GO): response to blue light; circadian rhythm
Cellular component (GO): SCF ubiquitin ligase complex; nucleus; cytosol
Molecular function (GO): protein binding
Source: RefSeq, a predicted model, not a curated record
AUGGAGCCUUUUCAAUUGACAACUUCGAGUCUUCAACCUAUAUUAAUAUCUCUGCGUGGGUGUGCGAAAAUAUCUCUGCAAAAAUCUCAAUGGCCAUGGCUAAAGAGCAAGAAGAAAAGGAACAAGUUCGGAGCUCGGGAGGGAAGAGACUAAAAUGUGCCAGGGGAGAAGAACGUGAAUCUGUGGAAGAGCAAGAGCAAGAAGAAGUAGAAGAAGAGGAAAGCGAGCUCCCUGUGAAGCCGGGAUUCUUUUACCCAAUGACGCCCACCUCUUUCGUGGUAUCCGAUGCACUUGAAUUCGAUUUCCCAGUCAUUUAUGUCAACAAAGUCUUCGAGCUCUUCACCGGCUACCGUGCCGACGAGGUCCUCGGUCGGAACUGUCGGUUUUUACAAUUUCGGGAUCCCCAUGCGCAAAGGCGGCACCCCUUGGUGAAUCCUGUUGUUGUUUCUGAGAUUAGAAGCUGUCUCGAGGUAGGUGUUGCAUUUCAAGGCGAGCUCCUCAAUUUCAGGAAGGAUGGCACUCCCUUGGUAAACAUGCUAAGACUUGUACCUAUCCAUGACGACGAUGGAAUUAUCACACAUAUUAUAGGUAUUCAAGUUUUUUCUGAAGCGAAAAUAGAUCUGAACCACGAAUCAUAUCCAGUUUUUAAAAAGACUUGUGAUCAGCAGCUUGAUCAGUCAGGAAAAUAUUAUGCAAUGAGUGCUGCUCAAUCACCACUCCACCAGCAUCAAGAAAUAUGUGGAAUGCUACAGCUCUCAGAUGAAGUCUUGGCUUACAACAUUUUAUCGCGCUUGACACCAAGGGAUGUAGCAUCCAUUGGGUCUGUCUGCAGAAGGAUCCGUCAGUUGACAAAGAAUGAGCAUGUGAGGAAGAUGGUAUGCCAAAAUGCUUGGGGAAGAGAAGUAACGGGUACAUUGGAACUGCUGACAAGGAAGUUAGGGUGGGGGCGUCUGGCCAGGGAACUGACUACUCUUGAGGCUGUUUGUUGGAGGAAACUGACAGUUGGAGGUGCAGUGGAACCUUCACGUUGCAAUUUCAGUGCUUGUGCAGCAGGUAAUAAGCUUGUAUUGUUUGGAGGGGAAGGAGUUGAUAUGCAGCCAAUGGAUGACACAUUUGUUCUCAAUCUUGAUACUGCAAAUCCAGAGUGGCAUCGCAUGAGUGUGAAAUCAUCCCCCCCAGGGCGCUGGGGCCACACUCUCUCAUGUUUAAAUGAUUCUUGGUUGGUGGUUUUCGGAGGAUGUGGGCGGCAAGGAUUGCUCAAUGAUGUUUUCGUUCUAGACUUGGAUGCCAAACAGCCAACGUGGAGAGAAGUCUUUUGUGGAACUCCCCCUCUCCCUAGAUCUUGGCAUAGCUCUUGCACAAUAGAAGGUUCUAAAUUAGUUGUUUCGGGUGGAUGCACAGAUUCAGGGGUACUUCUUAAUGACACAUUCUUGUUGGAUCUCACAACGGAGAAACCAAUGUGGAGUGAGAUUCCAACUUCUUGGGCUCCUCCCUCCAGGUUAGGACAUUCACUUUCAGUUUAUGGUAAGACCAAAAUUCUUAUGUUUGGUGGACUUGCCAGGAGUGGGAACCUGCGGUUGCGAUCAGGUGAGGCUUACACUAUUGAUUUAGCAGAUGAAAAGCCUCAGUGGAGGCUACUGGAGUGUAGUGCAUUCACUGGCACGGGUAGCCAGAGUGCUGUGGUUCCUCCACCUAGACUUGAUCAUGUUGCUGUCAGCAUGCCUUGUGGCAGGAUUAUCAUUUUUGGUGGUUCCAUUGCCGGGCUUCACUCCCCUUCACAGCUAUUUCUUUUGGAUCCUUCUGAGGAGAAACCAUCGUGGAGGAUCCUCAAUGUUCCUGGGCAACCACCAAAAUUUGCUUGGGGUCAUAGCACUUGUGUGGUUGGGGGGACUAGGGUCCUAGUAUUGGGUGGGCAAACAGGGGAGGAAUGGAUACUUAAUGAAUUGCAUGAGUUGUGCUUGGCGAGUCGGCUGGACUCAGACCUGUAAAUAAUUUUCAAGAACAUGGAGAUCAUUAUAAAUUCACCGUUUAGAGAUGCUGUGAUAUGCCCUUUCCAAGGUUGCCUGAAUUGCCAAAGGACCUAAGUUUUGUACUAAUCCCUCUGGACGGGGAUUUUGCUUCAUAUGCUGUGCUAGUUGAGGUACUUUUUCCUAUGUUUUUUCCUUUACAUGCUGUAAUUUUAUUCCUUAUUCGCCGUGUCAUGUGCUUGUUUAGUUUUGUUCUGUACAUUAUAAAUGUAAUUUUUAUCGCUAGUGUUGACUGUGAUACGAAUCGAAUGUGGAAUAUUAAUGUAUAUGAUUUGGUUGUCUAUACAAACAGUAUGUUGUUGAGUUCAA